Molecule: messenger RNA, 593 nt
Organism: Hibiscus syriacus
Lineage: Eukaryota; Viridiplantae; Streptophyta; Magnoliopsida; Malvales; Malvaceae
Exons: 1
Coding region: 1-588 (195 amino acids)
Cellular component (GO): endoplasmic reticulum
Source: RefSeq, a predicted model, not a curated record
AUGGCGAAGCUAAAGGCAAAUGUACUGCUCAAUGCAUUCAUUGCUCUUUUCUUGAUAUCAACAGCCACCGCUGCUGGCAACUCCCCCUUUGUCAUCACUCACAAGAAGGCAUCGCUCACCAGACUCAAAUCCGACGCUGAACGUGUGUCUGUAUCCAUCAAAAUCUACAAUCAAGGCUUCUCGACAGCAUAUGAUGGGAGUCUCAUGGAUCAUAGUUGGCCUAAAGAUGCAUUUGAUGUCAUCAGUGGUAAUAUUUCACAGUCAUGGGAGAAACUUGAUGCUGGUGGUGUUAUGUCACUUUCAUUUGAAUUAGAGGCCAAAAGACAAGGAAUGUUCUAUGGUGCCCCUGCAGUUAUCACUUUCCGUAUUCCCACAAAGGCUGCUCCACAUGAGGCAUAUUCAACUUCGCUCUUGCCAUUAGAUAUCCUCGCCAAAAUACCUCCCGAGAAGAAGUUUGACUGGGCCAAGAGAUUGCUGGCUAAGUAUGGAUCUCAAACCUCUUUAAUAUCAAUUGUGGCUCUUUUCGUCUAUCUGUUGGUUACCCCAUCAAAAUCCAGUGGUGCAAAAGCACACAAGAAGAAGCGCUAAGGAUU